This is a messenger RNA of Effrenium voratum, 2685 nucleotides long. NCBI's taxonomy places the organism in Eukaryota, Dinophyceae, Suessiales, Symbiodiniaceae. The record is from the annotation of a GenBank genome assembly.
AUGUCACCUUCCAGUAUGCCACCUUCCAGAAGUAUGCCGCCUUCCAGAAGUGUGUCACCUUCCAGAAGUGUGUCGCCGAAGGCUGGAUCUUGCAGCCCAAAGCGAAAGGAAGCCGCAGGACCCGCGGUGCCGGCCGUCGAGUACAUGUGCGUCGUCAGGAGCUUUGUGCAUCAGCAGAUCCAGGGCCUCGAGGAAAGACUUCAGCUGCAGCUGGUGCAGCAGAGCGAGCGGCUCCGUAGCGCUGCGGCGGCCAAGUCGCUGCAGGCGGCGCAGAGCCUGGAGGAGAAGCUCCAAGAGCAAAUUCAGUGUGUGCAGCAAGAAGGUCUGCGGCUGCGCGAGGAGAAGCGAUGCGAUCGGAGCGAGUCGGAGGAAAUGCCCUUGGCGCCAGCUGAAAGUCCGGUGCCAAACGAGGAGGUCAAAGAGCUCUCCAUCCGUGUGAGGCGCCUGGCGGAAGAGUUGCAUCUGCACCUCGGCCGGGUGGACAGGCGUUUGGAAGAUCUGGAAGCAGAAGUGAGGCGCAUGAAUGUGGACCUGCAGCAGAAUCAGCUUCAUGCUGACCAGCUUCAAAGGCUCCAGGGCAGGGAAAGCGAGCUGCUGGGCCGCGUCGAAGAGAUGCGGGACAUGCAAAGGUGUUUGGAAGAAGGGCUGCGUUCAUGGCAAAGCCACACGCAGCAUUUGGAAGAUAUUUGGCGAGAAGGACUCGAAAACACGAGGCCUUCCGAGACAGUGACCUGCGAUAAGGCAGUUGGUGGCCAAAGCAGCCCCAAGCUGGAUAGCUUUGACAGAUUGCCCGGGUCGACGACAGCUUUUCUGAACUUGCUGUCAGUCCUCCCGGCCUACUCGCCAUCGAGUCAGGACAAAGAUGCCGUGACCAACGUCAGUCGGGCGGAGUCCCCCGGGGGCGUCGGGCCCAGCCUCGCCGUGCCGCGGCUCCAGGAGCGAGAGUGCUUGAGCUUUAUGAAAGAUCCUCCGGACUUCGACGCACCAGAGUCAUCUCCAGGCUCCACAAAGGAGCCGGAUGUCAGCGUGGUGAGCAAGACGAUGUCCGACAUCGCUGAGACGAAGGCGAGGAUCCAGAUGUUGAAGGCGGCGAGCGAGCGCCUCGAGCCUGGCGACCUGAAGACGGCCUGCGGCGCCAAAGAGCUCCACUUCUUGCAGCCCCUCAGUAGCACAUUUGACUCGAGCAUCUUCACAGCUCGAGCGGAGGUCCGACCAGAGCGACCCGGUCGUGAGGUGCCAAAAGAAGGCCAACGAUUUGAGGGCCGCGAGAACUCGGGCGAGGUCACUCCGGACGAGGCCACGAACGGCGCGGACGCCAAGAAGCGGAAGGCCCGGAGUGCUCAAGGAGCCACUGGCAUCGUCCAGUGCCGGCGCUGGGGAGCCUUCCAUAUGUACGGCACCUUCCGCCGCCCAAGCACAGAGCGACGCAAGAGACGAGAUGUUGGAGAUGAGGACGAAUUCCCGUGGCUCGUGGCCCUGCUGUUCGUGGUGAUCCUAUGCGCCUACAGCUUCGUGCUCUAUGGGUGCUGGGACGUCUCCACCCGGAUCCAGACCUUUGGAGAGAGGUCCAGCCACUCCCUGGCUCUCACUGCGGGCGUGACAGACGCCAUGCAAGGUGUCGUGUCUCAAUCCGUCGACCGUGGAGAAGAGGCAAUCCACGGCGGCUUGGAUCGUCUCCUGAUCGAGUCGGAAAAUGCGCAUGCGGAGGCCCGGAAGCUGGUCAAGAUACUGAAGGACAACUCGGGCCACAUGGCCAAGGAAAUGCAAACCACGUAUCGCAAGUUGGUGACCCUGCUCUACGCGGAAUCCAAGCGCCUGAGUUUGCUUGGGGCCCGAUUGCAGUUUAUACAGCAGCCUGAAGCUGCAAGAUCCUUGGUCGAUUCGGUCACUGGCCUGGUAAACAUGAUCUUACCGCUUGCAGCCGCGUUGCCCAACGACAAGCAGGCCAUGAUCGGCUUGAUGAACAGCACCAAAGAGCUCCAAGCCAUCUUCGCGCAGAUGGACACCUCCAUCGAGUCGGUGGAUAUGUUCCUCCAGGACCUGGCAGCACAGUGCGACCACUUCAUCUCGGCGGCCUCACUGCUGGUGAACCACAGCAUGGUGGAGGACUUUCAGCAGAAGGUGGCUGAUCUGCCCAAUGAGACUUCGGCGAUGCUCAUGAGCUUCACUCACUUCCGGGAGUCUCAGUAUUUGCGCAAGCUCUACGACCUGGAUUUAGUGAACAGCUUCGAUGAGCUGGGACCAGAAGACCAGAAGCUCGUGACGCAGGCGGCGGAGGCGCUGCUGGGCAUCUCGGAGCACCUGAAGCGCGAAGUCCAGAGCUCCGAGCAGAUGGUGAGGGAGGCCAUCGCCCUGGUGAGAGCGGGGACCAAAAAAUCAAAGGCGGAGUUCAACUCAUUGCACAACUCGUCCCUUGAGCUGAGCACUGAAACCAAGGAGACGAUAUGGACUGGGCAGCCCUUGUCUAUUUGCGAGCUGCAGGUAUUUGCACCAUCUUCGCUAUGCUCAUGGCCUUCGUGGGAUUGGCCUAUGCUUGCUAUUUGGAGUACGUCUAUGAGAACCUGGGCAUUGCUCGAGCAUUCCAAUCAGAGCUACAGGAGAGCGAAGGUUGCCUCUGGCGCUGCCUGGGCCACAGAGACCCAGAAGCUUCGCUUCGCUUCUUUGGCGCUUCUGGGGUUGCCUUGA